Tupaia belangeri chinensis (Chinese tree shrew) is the source of this 1474-nucleotide messenger RNA. RefSeq names its product pyrin and HIN domain-containing protein 1-like. The record is from RefSeq and is a predicted model, not a curated record. The annotation marks the transcript as partial. NCBI's taxonomy places the organism in Eukaryota, Metazoa, Chordata, Mammalia, Scandentia, Tupaiidae. Gene Ontology annotation, molecular function: double-stranded DNA binding. Gene Ontology annotation, biological process: cellular response to interferon-beta; activation of innate immune response. Gene Ontology annotation, cellular component: nucleolus; nucleoplasm; cytosol. The transcript is spliced from 8 exons.
CAACACUAGUCAAAGUUAUUAAGUGACUUUAACCAGUGCAACUGUUCUGCGUUGUCUUUAGAACUACUUUCUUUUCUUGGCAUUUCAGGAGAUUAUAGCAUCCUACAGUUGAGUUUCUGAGAGCUUUAUUGAUUUAUCUUCCUACUCAAACAAAAAAAGCAUUGAUACCACCAUUUCUGAAGGUCUCCAGAUUUGGACAACUGUUGAAAAACUUUCCAGGGAGGCUUGAGAGAUGGCGAAUGAAUACAAAAAAAUUGUCCUCCUGAAAGGAUUAGAGCACAUCAAUAAUUAUUAUUUCAGCAUCAUUAAAUCCUUACUAGCCUAUGAUUUGAAGCUGACUAGAAAAAUGCAACAUGAGUACAACAGAAUUCAGAUUGCCGACUUAAUGGAGAAAGUGUUCCGAUAUGAUGCUGGUGUGGACAAACUAAUCGCACUGAUCAAAAAUAUAACACCACUUAAACAUCUUGUUAAAAAACUGCGAGCAGAGAAGUUGAAAGUUGUGAAGAAAAUGAAGUCCAUCUCAGCAAAAGGAAAAACCCCAUUGGAAAGGAUCCAACAGACAGAAGUGGGUCCUGCUUCCCCAGCAUCCACUCUAAGCAGCAGUCGCACAUCUGAAGGAGUAGAGGGGGCUCCUGUGGCUCAGAAAAGAAAAAUGACAACCACAGAAAAGACGGGAAACAAAAGGAAUAAGGUGUCUGAGGAGCAGACUUCGCCUCUCUAUGCUGCAACAACCAGCAAGUUCACAACCAUGGACCACUGCCCACCUUCCCAAACCUUGUCAUCCACUCCAUCCAACAAUUCCUCAACUACGACAAUUAAAUGUAUAACCACUCCAAUUUAUGACUUCAAAAGGAUGAAUCCAUCAAAGGAACAGUGUCAGCCUCCACAAACUGCAGCAAUCAGAGAACGUCCAUCCAAGUUCUAUCCUCAGUCUUCCCAGGCAUCUCUACAAACCCCACCCAGCCAUUCCUUACGUGAGACAGGUACAAGGCUAACUCCAAGGUAUGGUUUGGAAAGGCCAAUUCCAUCUCAGGAGCAGGGUCAGUCUCUGAGGACAGCAGCAACCCCAGCACGUCCAUCUGAGUUCCAUCCUCAGACUUCUUUGGUGCCUCCACAAACCUCACCGAGCCGUUUCUUAAGCCAGACAGGUAUAAGAACCACCUCCAUUUAUGAUGUGGAAAGGCUGAAUCCACCACGGGAGCAGAAUCCAGCUCCACAGACGGCAGCAACCCCAGCACGUCCAUCUGAGUCCCAUCUUCACACUCCUCGGGUGCCUUCACAAACCCCACUCAGCCCUUUCUUGAGCCAGAAUAUAAAAGAUGCAAUUCAAACAUACAACUACAAAAGGAUGAAGUCCCCCUGGCAGCUGAAUCAGCUUCUGCAAACUUCAGACAAAAGAACACCUCCAACUGUGAGCCAUUCUCAGAUUCCACCAAUGCCCCCACAAACCCCACCCCACAGCUCACUAAACAAG